CGCAUGCGCAGUGACGCCACCGCCGCUGGGUGGGCCGGGGCGACGCCGCUUCCGCCCGGCGCCAAGAUGGCGGCGCCCUUUGUCUGGUCGGUGUCACGGUGAGGGCCGCGGGCCGCGGGUGAGGCCCCGCCGGGCCCGGCAUGGCAGGAUCCGUUCCUGGAAAUGAGAACAGACCCCUGUGGGCAGAGGCAGUGAGGGUUGGGGCCGUGUUGUUCCCCGAGCUGACGCACGAGGCGAGAGAUGACAGUGGGAUGGCUGCAUAGAGACUGACCCGAACACCUGGAAAGGGAAAAUCUCUGGAGAGACGCAGCCCUGUGGCCCUCCACCCUCGGGGUAUCUGCGCUCCUCACAGCACAGGGCCAUGGAUUUCCCACAGCACAGCCAGCAGGUGCUGGAGCAGCUGAACCAGCAGCGGCAGCUGGGGCUGCUCUGCGACUGCACCUUCGUGGUGGACGGCAUCGACUUCAAGGCCCACAAGGCCGUGCUGGCCGCCUGCAGCGACUACUUCCGCAUGCUCUUCGUGGACCAGAAGGACGUGGUGCACCUGGACAUCAGCAAUGCCGCAGGCCUGGGCCAUGUUCUGGAGUUCAUGUACACGGCUAAGCUGAGCCUGAGCCCCGAUAACGUGGAGGACGUGCUGGCCGUGGCAGGUUUCCUGCAGAUGCAAGAGGUCGUCAGCGCUUGCAAUGCGCUCAAAUCUCUCUCUGUGCCCCCAGAAAAUCCCCCUGGGAUGAACCAGCAGCCCCCUGAGAUCGGAGCUGACAAGGCGAUGGCCAAUGCCAAGAGCUCGGUGGUGGCAGGAGCUCCGGGUGAGCCUGGCAAAGCCAAAGCAGCGGCUCCCGACGCCCAGGGGAAGGAGGAGAGGCCGGAGGCCAUGGCACAGCCCGAGGCGCCUGCGGAGCAGCCGGCUGGCCAGGAGGGUGAGCCACCAAGGGGUGACACCCUGGGUCCUGCUGUCACCCCCUGCACAGCCUGUCCUGGCACUCCGGUGCUCGCAGGGACAGGCGCUGCCAUCCAGGAGGAUCCCAAGGCCGACGUUCCCGGGCUCCCGCGGCUGUCGGACAGCGCGGGGGGCAGCGGCAGCCCCGCAGCCACGGACACCGCCGGGACAGGAGAAAUGAAGCCAGAAAGGAAGGAGGAAGAGGGGGAGAUGAUAGUGAAGGAGGAGGAUGAGGGUAAAACCCCCAAGGAGGAGCUCGCCCAGUUGGAGAAUGGAGAAAACGCGGAGGAUAACGAGUCGGGAAGCACAGAUUCGGGGCAGGAGAACUCAGGGGAGCCGCGCCUGCUGCGCUCCGGCACCUGCAGCGACCGCACCGAGUCCAAGGCCUACGGCUCCGUCACUCACAAGUGCGAGGACUGUGGGAAGGAGUUCACCCACACCGGGAACUUCAAGCGGCACAUCCGUAUCCACACCGGGGAGAAGCCCUUCUCGUGCAGGGAGUGCAACAAGGCCUUCUCUGACCCGGCCGCCUGCAAGGCCCACGAGAAGACACACAGCCCGCUGAAGCCGUACGGCUGCGAGGAGUGUGGCAAGAGCUACCGGCUCAUCAGCCUGCUGAACCUGCACAAGAAGCGGCACACGGGCGAGGCCCGGUACCGCUGCGAGGACUGCGGCAAGCUCUUCACCACCUCGGGCAACCUGAAGCGGCACCAGCUGGUGCACAGCGGGGAGAAGCCCUACCAGUGCGACUACUGCGGGCGCUCCUUCUCCGACCCCACCUCCAAGAUGCGCCACCUGGAGACGCACGACACCGACAAGGAGCACAAGUGUCCCCACUGCGACAAGAAGUUCAACCAGGUGGGGAAUUUGAAGGCUCACCUGAAGAUCCACAUCGCAGAUGGGCCCCUGAAGUGCCGGGAGUGUGGGAAGCAGUUCACCACAUCAGGUAACCUGAAGCGGCACCUGCGGAUCCACAGCGGGGAGAAGCCGUACGUGUGCGUGCACUGCCAGCGCCAGUUCGCCGACCCCGGCGCCCUCCAGCGCCACGUCCGCAUCCACACCGGAGAGAAGCCCUGCCAGUGCUUGAUGUGUGGGAAAGCCUUCACCCAGGCGAGCUCCCUCAUCGCCCACGUGCGCCAGCACACCGGGGAGAAGCCCUACGUGUGCGAGCGGUGUGGGAAGAGGUUCGUCCAGUCGAGCCAGCUGGCCAACCACAUCCGUCACCACGACAACAUCCGGCCCCACAAAUGCACCGUCUGCAACAAAGCCUUCGUUAACGUGGGCGACCUGUCCAAGCACAUCAUCAUCCACACGGGGGAGAAGCCGUUCCUGUGUGACAAGUGUGGGCGCGGCUUCAACCGCGUGGACAACCUGCGCUCCCACGUGAAGACCGUGCACCAGGGCAAGGCCGGCAUCAAAAUCCUGGAGCCUGAGGAAGGCGACGAGGUCAACAUUGUCACGGUGGCAUCCGAUGACAUGGUGACACUGGCCACCGAGGCGCUGGCUGCCACCGCUGUCACGCAGCUCACGGUGGUGCCCGUGGCAGCCGCGGUGACGGCGGAUGAGACCGAAGCACUUAAAGCCGAGAUCACCAAAGCGGUGAAGCAAGUGCAGGAGGCAGACCCCAACACGCAGAUCCUUUACGCCUGCGAUUCCUGCGGGGAGAAGUUCCUGGACGCCAGCAGCCUGGCGCAGCACGUGCGCAUCCACACGGCCCAGGCGCUCGUCAUGUUCCAGGCGGAGCCGGACUUCUACCAGCCGUACGGCGCUGCGGGCUGGCCGGCAGAGCAGGUCAUCCCCGCCGGGGAGCUCCUCUUCCGCCCCCGCGACGGCCCCGAGCCGCCCGCGGCCGCUGCCCCGGCCCCUCCGGCCGAGGGGCCGCCCCCCGAGUGACCCCGCCCCGCCCAGCCUUUAUUUAAACGACAGCUCGGAAAUGGUGUAAAAAGUGUAUUUCUGGAAGGAAAGAGAUGGAAUAAAAUGCA
Molecule: messenger RNA, 2922 nt
Organism: Prinia subflava (tawny-flanked prinia)
Lineage: Eukaryota; Metazoa; Chordata; Aves; Passeriformes; Cisticolidae
Gene: ZBTB17
Product: zinc finger and BTB domain containing 17
Exons: 16
Coding region: 362-2833 (823 amino acids)
Biological process (GO): regulation of transcription by RNA polymerase II
Molecular function (GO): protein binding; RNA polymerase II cis-regulatory region sequence-specific DNA binding; DNA-binding transcription factor activity
Source: RefSeq, a predicted model, not a curated record